AUGCUCCCCCAGUAUGAACGUCUCACCGACCCCUCCGACCGGUCCCCCGGCAGUGGGCAGGAACCGUCGUCUGGGCGGAGUGCAAUCCGAGUGCGUUUCGGCAAGCUGGCUGUGAUUACGGUAAUGUUCCCGGUGGUGGGUUUCCUGUUUUGUGUUGUGUGGUCCCUACUGUACAACUUCAUCGAGGCCAAUGCCACCCACUGUAUGGUGUACAACUUCCUACCGUCGCUGUCGGCUGCCAUCGGGAACUAUCAGCCACAACGGUUCGUGUGGCAGGCCUCGGUUCUGGUUCACGCCCUUCCUCGGUAUGCUAUCGCGUUCCUGUAUAAGAAUUUCCACAUCGGGUUGCUGCGUAAACGGCGGAAGGAAUUGGCCUAUUUGGCAUGCAUUCUGAACAUCACUGAGCUUAGCUCACUCGUUGGAUUGACCAUGUGGACGUCGGUGUCGAACUAUGAUGUGCAUAAGUUCUGCUUCAGCACAUUCGUAAUUACGUCGUUGCUCUACAUGAUAAUUCUUAUCAUUAUAAAUCGGGCCACCCGCGAGGGAGAACUGCUGACUGCGUCCGAGCGCAAGUCGGUCAUGUACAAGAAAAGACUGUUCCUAGCAAAUCUAUGUUCCAUAGCAUUGGCUGUUUACUUCUUCGUGAGACACAACUCGUACUGCGAACCGGGAGUUUAUUCCUUAUUCGCGUUGAGCGAGUACGUGUUCGUCUACAGUAACAUUGGCUUCCACAUGACGGCCUAUUGGGACUUUAUCAACGCCAAUCUGUUCUUUGAUUGGAGAAAUGGAAUCCACUUUUCGUCGGUCUGAGAGCGGUCGCGGAGCGCACUUUCAAAACAGAAGCACGAUACUUAUCCACUUUUUAUAUGGGUAUUGAGGGGGUUUUCCACUGCCUCGGCAUGAAGCUCCGUUCGUUUUAGUCAGUAAGUAUUAUGAAUACGACUCUUUACAGGCCGGAAAGUUAGCUACUACAUAUUGAGCUUGUGUUUAACGAAAACACGGAAGAAAUUCUAAACUGUGAGUAUAUCGGAUCGCUGCGAUCUUGCAAUUUUGUGUUGAUGUUUGAGUCGCCUUAGAUUUUUCGCUGCGAGUUUUUAACCAAGAUUUAUAUAUAAAAAAAUAUUUUU
This is a messenger RNA of Armigeres subalbatus, 1127 nucleotides long. Its product is annotated as post-GPI attachment to proteins factor 2-like. Gene Ontology annotation, biological process: GPI anchor biosynthetic process. Lineage: Eukaryota; Metazoa; Arthropoda; Insecta; Diptera; Culicidae. Gene Ontology annotation, cellular component: Golgi membrane; endoplasmic reticulum membrane. The record is from RefSeq and is a predicted model, not a curated record. Bases 1 to 810 code for a protein of 269 amino acids. The transcript is spliced from 3 exons.